This is a messenger RNA of Fusarium tjaetaba, 1008 nucleotides long. RefSeq lists its product as uncharacterized. The transcript has a single exon. The record is from RefSeq and is a predicted model, not a curated record. NCBI's taxonomy places the organism in Eukaryota, Fungi, Ascomycota, Sordariomycetes, Hypocreales, Nectriaceae. The coding region runs from base 1 to 1008 and encodes 335 amino acids.
AUGCCUACUGAACAAGCUCGACCGUCGUUCUAUAUACUCCCCCCAGAACGAUAUCUACCAGCAUCGGCCUUAUCAACCUGGCUCGGCCGGAUCGUCAAAUCCUAUUCCGAGCCAGACGCAAAUUUUGUGCCGGAUGAUCCGAAGCCCUUUGUAACACACGAAUUUGCAAGAAGCACCAUCGCCAACGCCAGUCUCGCUGCAUUAUCACAGCGGAACAAGUCGUUCGCUGCUAAGCUCGGGGAAACGGUUGACGUCUCCCGAGAAACCAGUAAUGGCGGGGGUCUUUCUUUCACUAGCUCCGAGGUCGUCUGUGUACGUCUUCAGAAUUACGAUCAAGUUUUUGAUCGGUUGAUACGGCAUGAGGAGACGAGAUCUCAGCUUCAACGGAUGCUAGCUCGCGGUGGCAAUGCUGGUUUCAUGGUUACCGCGGUGCUCAUCUGGCAAGAUGCAACUUUCACACACUCCAGAGAAUGCGGGGUCACAACCUCGGCCGGUGUUUCGGUGCCUGUAUCCACGAUUGUAUCGAGCACUACAGGCGUCAUGCUGCCCUCUGAACUGACUGACCCAGGGGUUUCCGGGUCACAAGGUCACCAAAAUACAGCUGAGUUCUCCGGUGAAAGCGCCGGGAGUAACAUAUUUGCUCUUCAGUACAAGACUGUGCGGAGAUCGGUAGUCCAGUCGUUCUUGGGUAUGAGCAAUGGUAUGAUGUUGAAAGAAAAGGGUCCAGAUUUGCCGGCUUCGCAGUCUUUUGCGAAGAAACAUGGUGGAGAUGACGAAUCUGAGUCGGAGGAGAGCGAUCCCAGUAGCGACGAAGAAAGUGAUCAAGAGGAAGAGAUUGAGAGUGAUGAUAAGUUUGACGGUGGUUAUGAUGCAGUUAAGAACGGCAAGGUCGUCCUAGAGAUGGAUGAAGAUAGCGUUACGUGGGCUGAUGCGCUAGAUGAGGAGGAAGAGGGGCUGGAACGCGUUGAUAUCAGUAUUGAUGGGGAAGAAAUGGAGUUUGUAUUCUAA